CACGCUUUGGAAAUUAAAGGCCAGCUUUCAGCGUGUCCGUACGAUAUCCAAUUCCACACAUAUUCCCUCUGCUUAUUUUUUUACAUGUCUACGUCCAACGAGUUAUGGACGCCCGAGGCUGAAUUGGCCCUGUACAUGUCGAUGGUCGGGUUACGACCGGUUGGCAUCCACAAAAACUUUCGCAUAGUCAAUAUUUACACGCGCCUGCUCGGCCGGUUAGGAAGCGCAGAGAUUUCUAUCAGUGAAAUCAAGAGCCGCCUAGAAACUCUGUUCAACAUGAGUCUGCUCGACGAGAUUGACGACGAAGAGGAUGAUGACAGCGAUGAUGAGGAGAGCGAUGUGGAGCAUGCCGAUGCUGGUGCAAAGCCGGCAUUGGCCACCUCUGCAGCAAACAGGAUAAAGCCGGGCAAAUGCGAUAAAAUGCCAGUGGUAUCAGCAGGCGAUGGUAGCGAGGAUGAAGAGGCAAAUUCUGGCUCUGAAAGUGAGAACAAUGGCAGCGACAUUAACGAGCCCAGUAGCGCACGCAGUGGCCACAGAGCAGGAACAGAGCGCAAACAAAAUAUUGUCAGCAGCGCCAUCCCAGCGACCAGCAUUGGUGCAGAGAUUGACACAUCUGACCCGCACUUUUGGCGAAAGGCAGACUCGGAGUUUACGCUUCCGUGGGCUGAAUUUGGAAACUUGAUGGUCGAGAGGGCCAAUGUUGAUGACCCAGACGACCACGAUGACCUUGAACGAGGAACUACUAGCGGUGCCUCGGCCAUAUCGACACCCAAGACUGCCACACCGGCGCCUGAUUCCGAACCCAAGUCGGAGGCUGAGGCCGAGGCCGAAGUUGAAAAUGAAAUUGAUGGUGACGGCGAAGGCGAAGUCGAAGUCGAGGCCAAAGAUGAGGGCGAAGGUGAAUCCAGCGAUGGGCGUGUGUCGCCAGUGCAACGCAAAAGAAAGGGUCGGCCGUCGACACCUGUAUCUCGAAGCCGGACGAAGAGCACGCGCAGCAGCACGGCCAGUGCGCGUAAGCGGCAGAAGAUGCGCUAAGUGAUGUAAUAUUUUGAAUUUUAUUUCUAUUAAAAAUAG
This is a messenger RNA of Kickxella alabastrina, 1074 nucleotides long. RefSeq lists its product as uncharacterized. Gene Ontology annotation, biological process: regulation of transcription by RNA polymerase II. Lineage: Eukaryota; Fungi; Kickxellomycota; Kickxellomycetes; Kickxellales; Kickxellaceae. The coding region runs from base 85 to 1035 and encodes 316 amino acids. Gene Ontology annotation, cellular component: NuA4 histone acetyltransferase complex; nucleus. The record is from RefSeq and is a predicted model, not a curated record. The transcript has a single exon.